CCACCGCCGCCCGAGACUCGCGCAGAGCAGUUAUGGCGGAUCCCGCAGCCCCCGAACCCGCAGCUCCCGCUCCCGCGCAGGCCCCGGCCUCGGCUCCGGAGGCAGCCCCGACGCAGGCCGCGACCCCGGCCUCCGUCCCCCCGGCCUCCGCCCCAGACUCGGCCUCCGGGCUGUCCUCGGACUCCGGCCCCGAAGCCGGCUCGCAGCGCCUGCUGUUCUCUCACGACCUGGUGUCGGGCCGUUACCGCGGCUCGGUGCACUUCGGCCUGGUGCGCCUCAUCCACGGCGAGGACUCGGACUCGGAGGGCGAGGAGGAGGGCCGCGGCAGCUCGGGCUGCUCGGAGGCCGGGGCCGCGGGCCACGAGGAGGGCCGGGCCAGCCCGCUGCGCCGCGGCUACGUGCGCGUCCAGUGGUACCCGGAGGGCGUCAAGCAGCACGUGAAGGAGACCAAGCUGAAACUAGAGGACCGCUCCGUGGUGCCCCGGGACGUGGUCCGGCAUAUGCGUUCCUCGGACAGCCAGUGUGGCACGGUGAUUGAUGUCAACAUUGACUGCGCUGUCAAGCUCAUCGGCACAAACUGCAUCAUCUACCCUGUCAACAGCAAGGACCUCCAGCACAUCUGGCCCUUUAUGUAUGGGGACUACAUUGCCUAUGACUGCUGGCUAGGGAAGGUCUAUGACUUGAAGAACCAGAUCAUCCUGAAGCUAUCCAAUGGUGCCAGGUGCUCCAUGAACACAGAAGAUGGCGCCAAGCUCUACGAUGUCUGCCCACAUGUCAGUGACUCAGGUCUCUUCUUCGAUGAUUCCUACGGCUUCUACCCAGGCCAGGUGCUCAUUGGGCCUGCCAAGAUCUUCUCCAGUGUGCAAUGGCUGUCAGGGGUCAAGCCAGUGCUCAGCACCAAGAGCAAGUUCCGAGUGGUGGUGGAGGAGGUGCAAGUUGUGGAGCUGAAAGUCACAUGGAUUACCAAGAGUUUCUGUCCAGGGGGCACAGACAGCGUCAGCCCCCCACCCUCAGUCAUCACCCAGGAAAACCUAGGCAGGGUGAAGCGUCUCGGAUGCUUUGACCAUGCUCAGCGGCAGCUGGGGGAACGCUGUCUGUAUGUCUUCCCAGCCAAGGUAGAGCCGGCCAAGAUUGCCUGGGAAUGUCCAGAAAAAAACUGCGCCCAGGGGGAGGGCUCUAUGGCCAAGAAGGUGAAGCGCCUACUGAAGAGGCAGGUUGUGAGGAUCAUGUCUUGCUCCCCGGACACCCAGUGUUCCAGGGACCAUGCCACGGAGGACCCGGGCAAGAAAAGGGAAGCCAAUGCCAAGACAGAGAAAGGGCCCGCGAGCCCUGAGGAGCUGCCCGACAGCUCAGCCAGCCCAGCUGAGAUUCAAGUUGAGAUUCCCGAGGAGAUCCAUGAGGCGGGCGAGCCGCUGCCCCCCUUCUUGCUGAAGGAGGGUGGAGAUGACGGGCUACCCUCAACAGAGCAGGAUGCAGACGACGAGGCCGCAGACGACACCGACGACAGCAGCUCCGUGACCUCCUCCGCCAGCUCCACCACGUCCUCCCAGAGCGGCAGCGGCGCAAGCCGCAAAAAGAGCAUUCCCUUGUCCAUCAAGAACCUGAAGCGAAAACAUAAAAGGAAGAAGAAUAAAAUCACUCGUGACUUCAAGCCAGGAGACAGGGUGGCGGUCGAGGUGGUGACCACGAUGACCUCGGCUGAUGUGAUGUGGCAGGACGGCUCUGUGGAGUGCAACAUUCGCUCCAACGACCUCUUCCCAGUACACCACUUGGACAACAAUGAGUUCUGCCCCGGAGACUUCGUGGUGGAUAAGCGAGUCCAGAGCUGCCCGGAUCCUGCCGUCUAUGGAGUGGUGCAGUCUGGGGACCAUAUCGGCCGCACCUGCAUGGUGAAAUGGUUCAAGCUGCGGCCUAGCGGGGAUGAUGUGGAGCUCAUUGGAGAAGAGGAGGAUGUGAGCGUUUAUGACAUCGCUGACCACCCUGACUUUCGAUUCCGCACAACUGAUAUUGUCAUUCGCAUUGGCAACACUGAGGAUGGGGCUCCACCCAAGGAAGAUGAGCCGUCAGUGGGCCAAGUGGCCCGAGUGGACGUCAGCAGCAAGGUGGAGGUAGUGUGGGCUGACAACUCAAAGACCAUCAUCCUGCCCCAGCACUUGUACAACAUCGAGUCAGAGAUUGAGGAGUCUGACUAUGACUCGGUAGAAGGCAGUACCAGCGGGGCGUCCUCGGAUGAGUGGGAGGACGACAGCGACAGUUGGGAGACGGACAACGGCCUGGUGGAAGAUGAGCACCCCAAGAUAGAAGAGCCCCCCCUCCCGGCCGCCGAGCAGCCUGUGGUCCCUGAGGAGGACAAGGGGGUGGUCAUCAGCGAAGAAGCUGCCACCGCUGCCAUCCAAGGGGCGGUGGCCAUGGCGGGGCCCAUGGCAGGGCUGAUGGAGAAGGCUGGAAAGGACGGGCCGCCCAAGAGUUUCCGGGAGCUGAAAGAGGCCAUCAAGAUCUUGGAGAGCCUCAAGAACAUGACGGUGGAACAGCUGCUGACGGGCUCCCCCACCUCCCCCACCGUGGAGCCCGAAAAGCCAACCCGCGAGAAGAAGUUUCUGGAUGAUAUCAAGAAGCUACAGGAGAACCUCAAGAAGACGCUGGACAACGUGGCUAUCGCAGAGGAGGAGAAGAUGGAGGCCGUGCCUGACACAGAGCGCAAGGAGGACAAGCCCGAGAGACAGUCUCCGGUGAAGGCCGAGUGGCCCAGCGAGACCCCUGUGCUCUGCCAGCAGUGUGGCGGCAAGCCCGGUGUCACCUUCACCAGCGCCAAGGGCGAGGUCUUCUCAGUGCUGGAGUUUGCACCCUCUAAUCACUCUUUCAAGAAAAUUGAGUUCCAGCCUCCAGAAGCGAAGAAGUUCUUCAGCACGGUCCGGAAGGAGAUGGCGUUGCUGGCUACCUCACUGCCCGAUGGCAUCAUGGUCAAAACCUUUGAGGACAGGAUGGAUCUUUUCUCGGCCCUAAUCAAGGGCCCUACUCGAACUCCCUACGAGGAUGGCCUCUACCUAUUUGACAUCCAGCUCCCCAACAUCUACCCGGCCGUGCCCCCCCACUUUUGCUACCUCUCCCAGUGCAGUGGCCGGCUCAACCCGAACUUGUAUGACAACGGGAAGGUGUGCGUCAGCCUUCUGGGCACCUGGAUUGGAAAGGGGACAGAGAGGUGGACGAGCAAAUCCAGCCUUCUCCAGGUGCUCAUCUCCAUCCAAGGUCUGAUCCUGGUAAAUGAACCGUACUACAACGAAGCCGGCUUCGACAGUGACCGGGGCCUGCAGGAGGGCUACGAGAACAGCCGCUGCUACAACGAGAUGGCACUGAUCCGCGUGGUGCAGUCCAUGACGCAGCUGGUGCGGCGGCCUCCCGAGGUCUUCGAGCAGGAGAUCCGGCAGCACUUCAGUGCUGGCGGUUGGCGUCUAAUAAACCGCAUUGAGUCCUGGCUGGAGACCCACACCCUGCUAGAGAGGUCCCAGGCGCUGCCCAAUGGGGUGCCCAAGGAUAGCAGCUCGCCAGAGCCUCCCACUGCAGCCGAGCUCUCAGACUCCGGCCGUGAAGACCCCGAGGAUGGUGGACUGGCCCCUGGGGAGGCCUCCCAGGGCUCAGACUCAGAGGGUGGCGCCCAGGGCCCGGCCUCAACUAGUAGGGACCACACAGAGCAGACUUCAGAGACAGCGCCUGAUGCGUCGGUGCCACCCAGCGUCAAACCAAAGAAGCGGAGAAAGAGCUACCGGAGCUUCCUGCCCGAGAAGAGCGGCUACCCUGACAUCGGCUUCCCCCUGUUCCCACUCUCGAAAGGUUUUAUCAAGAGCAUCCGGGGUGUCCUGACGCAGUUCCGAGCCGCGCUGCUAGAGGCCGGCAUGCCACAGAGCACAGAGGACAAGUAGCCACUGGCUCUCGCAGCAGGAGCGCCACUGUGGGAGAGGCUGGCCGCUGCCUGCUCACCUCCCCACCCCCCACUGGAAUCGCCCCGUCCCCAGCCCUCUGUCUACUGCGAUCCUCCUCCCAAGAUGAGUUUGAUGCUGAAGUGCAAGAAGUGUCCUAAGAUGCUGCGUUCUGUUCUGAAGCGAUCCUUCAACGAAUGUCCGGCGCCUGCUCCCUUGCUGUCCCCUUCUCAGGUCAGAGGUGGGGUGCUUGGGCCUGGCGCAGGGCUGGCUGUGUGGGCCCAGGGACCCUGCACAUGGGCAGGAGAGUGGAUGUGCCUUGCAUGAAGUGUGGGCUGCUCCUGCAAUGCCCUGGUCCCUCCCAACCUCUUCACUUGACUGUAGCCUCCCCUCCCCACCCCGGUGCUCCUGCCACCACCGCCACGGGGUCCUCCCAGCCCCGACCAUCGACACUACUACCCGCGGGAGUGACCUCCACACGUCAUAGCCCUUAGGCCUGUUGAACUUACUCUCUGAGAGAGCUUGGGACCAGGCUAGUUCAGGGUGACACCCGGAGAGGUAGUCGAGGACAGGAAGCUGCUGGGAAAGAGAUGGCUGCAGGUGCCUUUCUCUUUCCAGUCCGCUGGAGGAGCCCGGGCAGGUCUGCCUAGGCCCGCAGUGCGGACUGCGCACACCUACUCCCUACCAGCCUCCUCUCAGUCACCAGGAUGGCAGCAGCAACCACAGGGCCUCACCCCAUUGGUGGCUUGGCUGUUUCUGGGGGGCCGGAAGGCCCUGGCCCUUGCUUCCAGACUUAGCAGGCACAGUCCAGGGGGAGGGAGGGAGGCAGGCAGGGAGCGGCAGCAGCAGGACUCCCCUCCCCCCGGCCCAGAGGUUUACAAGUUUUCUAAGCUUUUGAUAAUGUGAAGCCCAGGUUGGGAGGGUGCUGUCCAGCACACUGCAGCUGUGUCAUUUCCGGUGUAUGUAUGUAAUAUUUAAGGUUGGAAAAAAAAUAAAUCUCAAAAGCAAAGAUGCUAUUAUUAGAAAAAAAAGACAAAAAAAAAAAAAAGCCAAAGCAUGAUGCGUCUUGUCAGCCUUAAGUGGGCUCCACACCUGUGCUGCGCCAGGACCACCCAGGCUGCCGAACCGCGGGAAGGACCGAGCCGGACACACCGCACGCCGGCCAGCACUCACUCAGCCCAGAGUCUGUGUGGAGAACAUCCGGGUACCUGGUGCGUCCCGGGCGUCGCUCAUGUGGAGAUGGGAAUGCCUACUGCUUACAAUACCUGUAUAAAGUGCUGUGUGAUUAAACAUUUUUUUACUUGCAUUUUUUUUUGGUUGGCUCAUUAACAAGACAAGGCGACACAUUAAACCUGCUCUGCCGUUCA
Messenger RNA from Dipodomys spectabilis (banner-tailed kangaroo rat), 5281 nucleotides. It is a transcript of the gene Ube2o, whose product is annotated as ubiquitin conjugating enzyme E2 O. Bases 33 to 3917 code for a protein of 1294 amino acids. Lineage: Eukaryota; Metazoa; Chordata; Mammalia; Rodentia; Heteromyidae. The record is from RefSeq and is a predicted model, not a curated record. The transcript has 18 exons.